This is a messenger RNA of Stylonychia lemnae, 1923 nucleotides long. NCBI's taxonomy places the organism in Eukaryota, Ciliophora, Spirotrichea, Sporadotrichida, Oxytrichidae. The record is from the annotation of a GenBank genome assembly.
AUGCGAGCAUACUCUUUAGCAUUAUUAUCAUUCUCUUCUCAGUUUUAUUUCUCAAAUUAAUUCUAAUUUGGUUCUGAGAACAUCUACCCUGAUUGGAUAUCAGAAACUAAUCUCACUAACUCAUAUUAAGCUAAUCCCAAAUACUAACCCUGCAGUUGUGAUUUAACAGCCAACUCAUGCGAUGCCUAAUGCUGCUGCGAUUAAGAUUGCUCUUUUGCAACAAGAGUUAACUGGGUCUCCACAUCACUUUGUUUAAAUGUUAACUAUAAUAGAACAAAUGGCUUGCCAUUGGCAGACUGUCUAUCUUAAAGAGAAAUUUUUAAUUACAAUAAGAUGAGUGGGCUAUAAUCAUAUGUUGACUCGUUCGCUAAAUUGUUUUGCGUCUAUGUCAACAAUGCUCCUUUGAUGGAUUUCUACUUUGAUCAAAAGAAUUAAAUCACCAAUGAAGAAGUUGACUCUCUAACAAAUACAUUGUCAAAAUAAGGCUUUGUGAGAACAAUAUUUGGAACUGAAAUUGCAGGAAGUCAAUUAUCUUAUUAUAUUGAAGGAGAGAAAAUGUUCUCUAGACUAACUCUCCCAAGUGGUAGCUUAUAAUAAUACUAUAAAGGAUUUCCUUUACCACAAGAAAAUAUGAAUGGUGUUUGCGAUAACUUUAGAUCUCCACAUUUUAUGCAAAACACUGAAUCAAGUUGCAUUUAAAUAGUAGAUAUCUAAAAAGAAUGUCUUUCAGUUAUCAAUCCAAGCUAUUAUACAAAUUACCUAGAGGUUUAUUCUGGUAAAUCAGCAUUUUUUUCUAAAUUGAUAAAAGUUCAAAUUAAUUCAAUUUUUACUUAUGACACAGUAACAAGCAGUUAUACAUAAUCUGCAGCAACUACAGUAAGUGAUACUAUUUUCAAUAAGGAUGCAACGACAAAUACCUGUACGUGCAGUAACUAUGUAAAGGAAGUCCAUUAUACUAUUAAAACUACCCCUCUUGCAGCAACUAAUGUAAUAAGCAGACCAUAUUUUAACGUAGAUAGUGUUAAUGCAAAUAUUGUAUUGGCAUCAUCCCCAUUGUCAGGUAUAUGUGGAUCAAAAGCUUAGGUAGCUCAAAAAUACUCAGUGAAUUUCAUCACUGCUGCGUCAAAUAUCCAAGUUCAAUCAAAAUCAGGCAAUCCAGGAUAUAAAACUGGCGCACCAUUACUUGUUGGAAAAGUUGAUACUAACAGUGGAGGGAUGUAACUCUAUUAAAAUGGAUUCUAAUUGACUGGAGCAGAUAAAUACGGUGCUUGUUUUAGUGCACCAUCAACAGAAAUCACAGAAAUUAGUACUGACUAUGGUGACCCAGUAGUGAAUUUCAGCCAAGAUUUAAAUUACGGUUGUAGUGUUUAAAAAACCUACUCAGAGCUUAAAAGUUACUGCUCAGAUCUAAAUUCGAACAUUGAUGGCAUGCAACUCUUUAAAAAUUUAGAGUUUAUUUAAAAGUUUGGAGAAUUCGGAAAUGCAAAUUUAUACUUCACUUAGGACUGGAAAGAUAUUAAAGUUGAUGUAAGCUACUAGAAAUUAGGAGAUUAAAUAGCUUUCUAUGAUAUAAAUAAAACUUGCCAUUUUUAUCCAAAUGCUCACUACAAGAUUUUCUAUGCCAAAAUGGGUUUCUCAGACAAUCCAUAAAAUUAUAUAGUAGAUAUCUAUAAGUAUUCAGUUCCACAAUAAUGGAGCUUCACAAGAUAGUCAGAUGACCAAAAGCAAACAUAUUUCCAUCAAGUUAGUGUUUAAUUUGUCGAAAUUACGAUGGCUAAUUCUACAAACUCAACAUUCAUAGACCCACCAAUGCAGAGAGUACCAAAGGAUUUCUUUUACCCAUUCUAUAUAAGAAGUGUAGCAAGUAUUAUACAUUUUGGAGUAAUAGGUUCAGUUUUUAUCAUUGCCUUAAGUGUUUUAUGA